Messenger RNA from Lactuca saligna, 708 nucleotides. NCBI's taxonomy places the organism in Eukaryota, Viridiplantae, Streptophyta, Magnoliopsida, Asterales, Asteraceae. The record is from the annotation of a GenBank genome assembly.
AUGGGCCUUUGUUUUCUUUGCAAUAUCAACACCAUAGAUCCCAAACACUAUUAUUUCUUCAUUCUUAUAACUAGAAUAGGUGUUGUGGCUAAACCUUGUGCUGAGUUUGUUGCUGGAGUACUUGCAAUAUGGUUAAAUGCAGGUGUAGCUGUUCCACUUGCACUCAGUUACCCUGAAGCUGAGUUGUUACAUGUCAUGACUGACUCGGAUGUGUCCAUGAUUUUGAGUACUGAUGAUCACAGGGAGCUUAUGCAAAAAGUUGCAGCUAAAACUACAGCUCAAUUUUCUCUAAUACCAAAUGUUCCUACUAUGACUUCACAAGCAGUAGAUAAUGGUGUUGUACAUCAAAAAGAGAAUGUAUUUGCAAAUAACAUAAAAGACGAUGAUCCAACAUUGAUUUUGUAUACUAGUGGAACAACUGGGAAACCUAAAGGAGUUGUUCAUACACACAGUAGCAUUUUAGCACAGGUUGAAUUUAUGUCAAAGUUUAGUGUGAUUGGUAUUUGGAAAAUAUGGCGUGAAUCUUACCCAAAAGAUGUCUUUAGUGGUCGUGGCCAAGAGCAUCAAGCAGAUUCAUCUAAGGAUCUGUCUUCUAAAAUAAGGUUAGCACACUUUUCAUCAGUAAUGCCCUUUUUGUUGGUGAAAUUACCCAUCUGCCCUUUUGGAUCAGCUUGGAACACGCGUCCACCGCUUGUCUCAGUUACGUGA